Molecule: messenger RNA, 3859 nt
Organism: Centruroides sculpturatus (bark scorpion)
Lineage: Eukaryota; Metazoa; Arthropoda; Arachnida; Scorpiones; Buthidae
Product: probable serine/threonine-protein kinase roco5
Exons: 13
Coding region: 544-3855 (1103 amino acids)
Biological process (GO): cell differentiation; cell surface receptor protein tyrosine kinase signaling pathway; innate immune response
Cellular component (GO): extrinsic component of cytoplasmic side of plasma membrane
Molecular function (GO): ATP binding; non-membrane spanning protein tyrosine kinase activity; signaling receptor binding
Source: RefSeq, a predicted model, not a curated record
AUCAUUUUUAAAAUAUUCGAAGACGUUACGUUUCCGCUUUAUCUUAUGCGAUAGACGUUUAAUGUUUCCAUUACGAAAGAAAUGGACGAGAAAAAUGAGAGUCGAAUCUUACGUCGAUAUUCGUUUGUUGCUAUGGCCUCAGCUGUAUCAGCUGUCAGAUAGAAACGCGUGCGCAAAUAAGCUUUUCUUUAUUUUUCUGAUUUAAUAUUCCUUCUUAUAAAACAUCAAAAUAAACUCGAAGCAAUUAGAAGAUAAUUGGCAGUUUAUAUAAGUAAAAUCCCAACCAUUUUGUUAAUUGGAAUAUUAAUCCGUCGAAUAAGAUAACCGAUUUUAAAAAUUUCUCUUCAACUAUUUUGAUUAUUUCAUUUAAAUUCUAUUGAAGAAUUUAAUAGUACGUCUCGCACAUUGAAUGUGUUUUUCUUGAUAAACGACCAUGCAUUUGAGAAAUUUUGUUUAUUGUAAUUAAAUUGUCUAUUUCAUACUGGGUAAAUAUAAGGAAUUCAUAUAUAUAUUGAAUCUGCUAUUUUAUUUAAUUUAAAUAAAAUGCAUUACAUCAUGAUCUUAAUCCAGAAUAAAUUAUAUUCCAUCUAUCGUACCAAUGGAUGUUACCCUUACCUACCAGAAUUAGACUACCAAGAUGUGGUCACAAUGAGUGAGGAUAUUACACCACCUUCCACAAUAACUGCUGUGCCAGUAGAGUCUAUGCUUUAUUAUUAUGGAAACAUUUCCCGUGAGACUGCUGAAUGGAUUUUGUGGGACAGAGGAUGCCAAGAUGGAAUGUAUCUUAUACGGGAAAGUAAUACUGAUUAUGUUUUAUCCUUGUGCUAUCAAAAAAGUGUUCUUCAUUAUCGCAUAAAAAAACUCUCAACUGGAGAAGUUGGUUUAUGUGGAGUACCACGACAAAGAUUUCCAGGUCCUGUUGAAUUAGUUGAAGGAGUUGAAGGUUUAGCAUGUAAGCCAGUAAUUCCAUGCAACAAAUCCCUCGAUUCUGUUUUACCUCUCACUCAUUGGGGUGUUACAGAAGAAGAAAUUAGAAAAGCUAUGCUACAGAAAGCCCGAGAAUGGGGAAUUGAUGAGGACAAAUUGGACUCUAGUUUGACUGAAAACUAUAGUGAUAUAAAAUUAUUAAUUACCAAAACAUUACAUGAAAUACAGCCUUGGUUCCAUGGCCGUCUGUCACGACUGGCUGCAGAACAGCAUAUAGAAGAAAGUGGACAUAAAGAUGGAAAAUUUCUUGUCAGAGAAAGGAAUGAUAGUAGUUAUGCCUUGUGCCUAAGUCAUUCAGGACGUAUUAAACAUUAUAAAAUUGAUGUUUUGCCAUCUGGUGAAUUUGCAAUUCAAGAUGGACAGAGGUUUCCUAGCAUUAUGGCUUUGGUGAGCCAUUAUACACUGUUUAGUGAUGGAUUAUGGUGUGCCCUUAAUGGUCCAUGCCUUAUCAAUCGUACAUCAGAAAAUUCUUCCCAAAAUAGGAAUUCACGAAAUCAGCGUGAUAGUCCUUCAAUGACUGAAAACAGAAGUGUAAAAGUGUCAAACAAUCAAGGACCAGUUUCCUUAGAAAAAUCAAAGAGUAGUAGUGGUUGUCAAAGUCCAGCAAUAGUCAGUGGAGAAAAAAAUUCUUCAGCAUUUAAAUCAAGCAAAUUAUUAAGUGGUUUAAAUCAACGUGGUGGUUUAUUUACAAAAUUAGUAGCAAGUGUUGCACCUCAAAUGGUGUCGCAAAAUAGUCAGUCAUCUUCCGUAACUUCCUCGAUUAGUAAUGAAAGUUUAGAAGGUAAUAAUGAACAAACAGUCAGUGUUGUAGGUAGUCCUCCCACUUCUUCCUAUGCUUUAUAUCCUACACCACCAAAUACCAGAAAAAGUUCAGUAUCUUCUGUAACCAAAGAUGAUGCAGCAUCUCAAGACAUGAAAAAAGGACGAAUACAAAAAGCAUCUAGUUUUGACCUUCUUCCUGCAUUUUUCUCGCUGUUUCUUUAUGGUGAUUCAAAUUCUGAAGGAGAUAAAAAAAAUAAAAGGAAAAGUUUAGAUAAUUCAGCAAAGCGAAUAUUAAAUGAUGGUGAAAUAAACAAAUCAGUUCAUAAUGAAUGCAAUGGUAUUCCCCAAGAACACAAUAUCAGAUCUGGAGGUGAUGAAGUAAACAAAGUGUCAAGGUCUGUUCCAAUUCCUGCACCUAGGUUAUCACUUACUAGAAAAUUGAGUCAUGAUCAUGGACCCGUCUAUGCAAAUCGUGAUGUUUUGACUACAACUGGACGUUCUGUUAGCCUUGGUGAUUCUUCGACAACAGGAUCAAUUCCUGAAGAAGAUGAGGGCUGUAGAAGCAAACUACAAAAAUGUGAUCAUCAUAUGUCACCUCCAUUUAUCAGAAGUGCCUCCUCCCCAUCUGUUGUUUCCCAUCUGAUCAAACCUAAACCACAACCAUGUCCAAGGCAAUCCCAAUUAUCAUCUUCACCUGAUUGUAACAGCAUUAAUACAGAUUCACUGCCUACUUCACCACUUACUAUUGACAGUACCGUUUUAACGCAGAAUGGUAGUGUAUCGCCUAUUAGCAAUGUUAAACCUGUGCCAAGACCAAGAAAGAAAUUUCAUAAUCAAGAAGGAAAUGAUAGUGAUGCUAUGAAUUCUUGUGCCUCAUCAAAUAAUACCAGUUCUCCAAUAUUUACAGAAUUAUCUGAGCAAGGGCAAGAAUUAUCUCCAGAUGAACCACUAUAUGCAGAAAUUGAUCCCAGUCUCGUGCUUCCUGAUAGUUACAUAAUGGAAGAUUCCGAAUGCAUCACAGCCACUGAUGGCACGGGUCUUCCAUUAGAUAAUACUACCUCAUUGGCAUUUCGGUCACCUUCUCUUAGUCCAAGAACAUCAUCGCCAUUCAUUCCGAUAGCAACGUUAGAAUCGCUCUCUCAGAGAGAUACAUUAAUAUCACCCACAGAAUCUAAUUCUCCAUCUUAUAAAGAUGAUGAUGAAAUUCAAAAAGAACUCCAAGAUAAAAAUGUUGAUAAUCCAGUUUAUGACACACUUAGUGUUGGAACAGAUGUUAUCGACACUUUCGGUGGUAAUGAAGAAUUAACUUCUCCAUUGCAGUCUUCCAAUACCUCUACUACAGCAUCAUCUCAUUCUAACGAAAUAUUUAAUAGAGUUUCUGUAAGGAGGACUCUUUCAAGAGAAGAAUCUGAAUUGGCUUAUCACACCUUAAGACGCUAUAGAAGAGGUCCAAUUAAUUUAGACCCCAAAUCAAUUAUUUUAAAAGAAAAAAUAGGAUCUGGUAAUUUUGGUGAAGUGCUUCGAGGCGUAUUUGCUACAGGUCCAAUGGAAGUACAAUUUGCCCUCAAAAUGUUAAAAAAUAAUUCUGUGCCUAAUCAAAAGACAGAGAUAUUGAAGGAAGCUCAGAUGAUGGCAGCUCUUGAUCAUCCUCAUAUUGUUAGACUCAUUGGUGUUUGUGAAGGAGAAUCAUUCAUGUUAGUUAUGGAAUUAGCACCUCUUGGUCCUUUGAAUAAAUAUCUUAGAUGUCACAGAGAUAUGUCUGUACAAGAUAUUUUAUAUUUGAUGAUGCAAGUAUCAAUGGCUAUGGAAUAUUUGGAAAAUAAACAAUUUGUACAUAGAGAUUUAGCUGCUCGUAAUGUGCUCCUUGUUAAUGAAAGUUUUGCUAAAAUUAGUGAUUUUGGUAUGUCUAGAGCAUUGGGACUGGGGAAGGAAUAUUAUCGGGCUGAAGUUGCUGGAAAAUGGCCAUUAAAAUGGUAUGCUCCAGAAUGUAUUUACUACUUUAAAUUCAGUACAAAGUCAGAUGUUUGGAGUUAUGGAGUUUCCUUAUGGGAAGCAUUAUCUUAUGGAGAGAAACCAUAUCAGGUAAUAGAAUUACAAAAUUUUUAAAAUG